AUGUCCACCGGAACGGAAUCUAUGUGUUUGGCCUGUGGGGCCCAGCUGAGCUCUCCGGAUACCGACACCGAAAAUGUCGACAUAAAUGAAGAAUUCGGAGUCGAAGAUCCAGACAGCGAUGGAAAUACCCCUCUCCACAGGGCUGUUCAGAGUGGCUCCCAGGCAGGUACAUUGGCUUUGCUGAAACGAAAUCUGCCUGUCGAUCCUGUGAACAACUACAACCAAAACACUCCAUUGAUAGAUGCCUCAGUAGAAGGCCAUGAAGGAAUAGUGCUGAUACUUCUCCAUCACGGUGCCGACACCGAGUCUCGCAAUGCCCAUGGCAACACGCCGCUUCUGGUUGCAGCUUUUAACGGACACGAGAAGGUCGUUUCCAUACUUCUGAGCCACAAAGCGGAAGUCGAUUCACGCAAUAACUCGCAAAAUACUCCUCUUCAGCUAGCAGCCUUUGCAGGUUAUGAUAAAAUCGUUUCUAGACUUCUCGAGUCUGGCGCCGAGAUUGAUUCAUGCAAUAACGAGAAGAACACGUCUCUUCAGCUGGCAGCAUCUGCUGGGCAUGAUAGAGCUGCCUUUGUACUUUUGAGCCACAAAGCUGAAGUAGAUUCAUGCAACGAUACUGGGAACACAUCCCUCCAGUUGGCCUGCACCGAGGGGCAUGAGGAGGUUGCGCGGAUUCUUCUUCAACAUGGAGCAGGAGUCGACAGCUUCAACUAUGAUGGAUACACCCCGUUGCACUUUGCGGCCGAGAACGGUAAAGCAAGAAUCGUUGCACUCCUCUUAUCCAAACAUGCAGGGCACAGCAGAAUGGAUGAAAUAAGAAGAGUUCCGCUCCAUUUGGCAUGCAACAAAGGUUUUCGAGAUAUCGCAGAGAUGCUUUUGAAGGCCGGUGCCGAUGUCAAUGUGGAGACCGAUGGGAAAUGGACACCGUUGCAUUUCGCAUGUGCUAAAGAUAAAGAUCAAAAGGAUGGCGAGAUGAUUGAUGUUAUCAAAUUUCUCAUAGCCAAUGGAGCUCGAGUCAAUCAAGCCACGGAUACCGGCAUAACACCCCUUCACUUCGCGUGUACGUCUGUACAUCCCAGCGCCAUCGAAUAUCUUGUUCGCAAAGGGGCAAAUAUCCACCAACAAAAUGAUGAGGGAGAAUCGCCUUUUCAACUUGCACUUGAAGCGCCUUCUAUCAGGGAGUAUGAGCCCUUACUGUAUGAAAAAGCUGGACUUCUCCGCACAAAUGAAGAGGGAUGGUCGGUUCUCCACAAGGCCUGUUUUGAGAACACUCUUGAGAAAGUCGAAGCUCUGCUUAGUGAUGUUCGACUCGAUCCAUCAAUUCCUAAUGCUGCAGGUAAAAGCGCCCUAGGACUAGCGGUUGAUCAGGGUUAUCAAAGUCUUGCUCUCUGUCUACUGGGUUCAGAGCAAUAUUAUCCCGCAAGUCCGGUCAAAAGAUGUGGAUGUUUGACAUCGCGAACGGAGCUUUCCGACAUCGAGACAAAAUUGAGUCAAUACUACCGCGAUAGCACACUGUCGGACACGCAGCUCGGUUCCAUCGCGUAUUGGAUGAUCGCCAACAAGAGUGAGCGUUUUUUCGAAAAUCUUCCUCAGCCUGGGCUUCAUAAAUCACCCCACUACAAGGGAGGAAUGCAUGCGCUACAUAUAGCUGCGCAAUAUGGAAAUCUCAAUUUGAUUCAAGGGAAUCUCUCAGAUCUCAAUCCUGAUGACACGUCAGAGGAUGGAUCAACCGCCCUUCACGCCUCCGCGGCAUUUGGCCAUCGGGAGAUCACCGAAAUACUUUUGCACAGGAACCCGAUAUCUCACAACGGUCAGGUGGCGCUUAAAUUGAUUGUUGAUAGGAUUCUUCAACCUGACAAUCAAGGAGAGUCUCCAUUUUCACUGGCCGUGAAAGAAAAGCAUUAUUUGUUGCGAAAUUACUUUUGGGAUGAGCUUCGCAGGUACACAAUGAACAAAGACUUCCAACAGGCGGAUCCAGAUCGAGCGGAGAAAAUUCUGGAGCUUGCUUCUCGCUUUGAAAGGCCAGGAGAAGAAACAUAUCUUCUGGCGUUCCUGAAAAAGUGGUUUGGUGAGCCUAGUCCCGAAAUAUGCAACAAAAUAAAUUUGCAACCAAAGGAUUGGAAUGUACUUCACCAUGUGGUACAUCGUGGCGAAGUUGUUGCAUUAUGGUGGCUCCUCUCAAAUGGGGGCCAUUUUGAGAACCAAGAGAUAAAUUUUGCGCACCUAAUUCUUGAGGCUCGACAAAGCGGCGAAACCACGACUCUGAUGUCCGAACUGCUCCAAAGUCCGCCUAAAAUAAUUGAACAAGCAACUAUCACCGACAAUGACGACUUGACACGUCGUCCUCCAAUGCACUCGGGCUCCUCUCUGAACAAUUACCAAGUCACCAUCGUCGAUUUUUACACAAAGAAUGAUCAGGUCGACUUCCAAGUGAUUCAACGACCGCUUGAUCAUAUCAUCUACGAUCAAAACCUGGGCCCCAAUAAGUUAAUGGAAGAUGCUUUGAGUAAAGAUUAUCGCCAUCUGGAUUCUUUGAAGCAAAAGUUGAGGACGAGAGACUUUACUGCGGAAGCAAACAGUCGAUCUACCAAAGCAGCCAAAAAAGCAGACUUGGGAACUCUGGAGUUCCGCUGGCUGCACCUUCCUAUAAAUCAUGUACGAAUUCAAUAA
Messenger RNA from Penicillium vulpinum, 2670 nucleotides. RefSeq names its product ankyrin repeat domain-containing protein. The transcript has a single exon. Lineage: Eukaryota; Fungi; Ascomycota; Eurotiomycetes; Eurotiales; Aspergillaceae. The coding region runs from base 1 to 2670 and encodes 889 amino acids. The record is from RefSeq and is a predicted model, not a curated record. Gene Ontology annotation, molecular function: protein binding.